Messenger RNA from Dreissena polymorpha, 1230 nucleotides. RefSeq lists its product as uncharacterized. The record is from RefSeq and is a predicted model, not a curated record. The transcript has 7 exons. The coding region runs from base 1 to 726 and encodes 241 amino acids. NCBI's taxonomy places the organism in Eukaryota, Metazoa, Mollusca, Bivalvia, Myida, Dreissenidae.
AUGGCACGACGUACCGACCAAAUUGGUUACAUUUUUUUAAUUCUUUACGAACAUUUAUGUGUGUUUCCGCUUUCAGUUCUAUGCGCAUGCGCUACACAUGUGGAAUCGGAGAACAGUUGUGCAUCGACUGUCAGUACAAAUGAUCCGAUUCCUUACCCGAAAUAUCCUCUGACUCUCACAGAUCUUACUGACACGAUAAUUGGGGGCUCGAACACUUCAAGAAAAUACUACGAACUGUAUGCCUUCGUCACGGGACCACCUAGAAUAGUACUAAACAAAGUGGCGAUACAGUGGUUCACAAAUAGUACCGGAUAUUUCAAUAACUUCGCUGGGUGGCUUCAAGAUGCAACGUCAGGUUUCGGUUUCUGUGUACCCGGUGAUCUUCAACUGUUUCCGGCGCUCGAAUCCAAACAAGUGCAGUUCGAGUUCGAUACUCUUUUUCCGACACCAGAGCGCUAUAUUGGCACCAUAUUUUCUUCAUGUCCAAAACGUUACCAUAUAAACUGGUAUUGUCCACGGACAAAGUUGGUUGAAGUGGGAUCGCAUUUGGUCUGUCUAGCGGACAUUCGCAUGAACAUUUACAGCGCCUAUGGUAUGAAUGGGUUGCCAUGGGACCUGGUUGUGGCUGACCUCUGCAAGAACAAGAUGCCAUGGAUUGAUGACCCGCGAUGGGUGUUUACCCAUGACGCCCCACAACAAUGCACGUGGCCCGCUAACAAACGCUGAGUCCACCAUAGACAGAACUGAUGCAACAUUGGGCACAUCGGUUCAAGUAAUAAUGCAGAUCUUUGUCGUAUAUUACAUACAAGUAGGCCGAUUUUAAAUGACAACCACAUCUUUACCAAGUUAACAUUGACAGUUGCAGAAUCGCCUUAUCUAAGAAUAUCAUCUUUGCCCAAAAGGAAUUGUGUUUAAACUCGUUUUGUAGAAAAUUUGCACUAAUGUCUUUAUUAGGACAUACAUUCUUUUAUGAUUAAAUAUUCUGAAUUGCACUUUGAACUACAGUGAUAUUAUAUGAUAUUAUAUUAACAUAUAUAGGAUGUGUUUUGUUGUAUGUGAACUCAUGGGCAUUUCUUCUGCGAUGUAAUAAACAAUUGACCAUAAAGUGGUAUAAUAGUUUUCUUCGACGGGCUUCUUUGUUUGAUUAAUUCAUAGACAACAAAGUGAAAAACAUAUACGUUUUAUUGUUGAUGUUUAACAUGUUUUUUCUGAUGAUUUCAACUGUUGUUU